AUGAUCGAUUGUCACUGUCACUUGGCAGAUGAUGAAUUUUCUGACGAUAUCGACGUAGUGGUGAGACGUGCAAAGGAAGCUGGUGUUGUUGCAGCCCUGGUUUGUUCUGAGUUCGAAGAUCAGUUUGAAAAAAUUAUUCUCUUGUGUGAGAAGUAUAAAGGCUUUUGUUUCCCGUGUAUAGGAGUACAUCCUGUGCAGAGAGAAGGUGCUUGCGUAGAACUGAAGGAUAUUGCUAAUGUUGCAGAUUUUAUUGAAAAAAACGCUGGUGUCGUAGCGGCAAUAGGAGAGGUCGGGUUGGACUAUUGUAAACGAAACAGUUUUACUGAAGACCAGAAGAGCGUUCAGGUUGAGGUUUUAAAGCGACAAAUAGAGCUUGCAAAGGAACUAGACUUGCCACUGCAAUUUAGGAGCGUACAUAGCCGUGAUGCGCAUCGUGCAACCUUGGAUGUUUUAAUGAGUUCAGGAGCAUCUCGAGUGCUUUUGCAUGCUUUCGGUGGUAGUUCUGACAUUGCUAAGUUGGGAGUUGAGGCUGGCUACUAUUUUUCGGUACCUCCUUCCUUCGCCCGUGGUGAUAGAGCAAGAAAAUUUAUUGAAACUAUCCCCUUAACCCAGCUUUGUUUGGAAACCGAUUCUCCUGUGCUCGGAUAUGACAGGGGUAAACGCAACGAGCCGGCUAAUGUUGCUAUAAGUGCGAAAUUUAUUGCUGAAGUUAAAGGGGUUACUUUGAAAGAGGUUCUGAAGGUGACUAAAUUGAAUGCGCUUAAUCUUUUCCCGAUACUGAAACGUUUUUGCAGUGAAGUUUAG
Messenger RNA from Enterobius vermicularis (human pinworm), 804 nucleotides. Lineage: Eukaryota; Metazoa; Nematoda; Chromadorea; Rhabditida; Oxyuridae. The record is from the annotation of a GenBank genome assembly.